AUGAGUUUUUUUGUUAACCUGUGCUUUUCCUUUUUAGUGUCUAUUUUUCCUGAAUCUGGUAAUUUCAAUGUGGAUGGAGUCCGAGUGUGUAAGAUUGUGGGCUCUGGACUGACUGCUUCCUCAGUGUUGCAUGGAAUGGUAUUUAAAAGAGAAACUGAAGGAGAUGUCACGUCCGUCAAAGAUGCAAAAAUCGCUGUGUUUUCCUGUCCAUUUGACUGCAUGGUAACAGAGACCAAGGGGACAGUAUUGAUAAAUAAUGCAGAGGAACUGAUGAGCUUCAGCAGGGGAGAGGAAGAUAUGAUGGAAUCUCAAGUAAAAGCCAUUGCAGAUGCUGGUGCCACUGUGGUGGUAACAGGGGGCAAAGUGGCUGAUAUGGCUCUUCACUAUGCCAAUAAGUACCAACUUAUGGUAGUCAGAAUGAACUCCAAAUGGGAUUUAAGAAGGUUAUGCAAAACAGUGGGUGCCGUGGCGCUUCCCAGACUGACACCACCUACUCCAGAAGAGAUGGGACAUUGUGAUAGUGUUUACCUGACAGAAGUUGGUGACACGCAAGUGGUGGUCUUCAAGCAUGGUAAGUUCCAAAUGGUUACUGGAAUAGACUGGCUAACAACCGUUUGAGGUAAACUUCUGUGU
Molecule: messenger RNA, 633 nt
Organism: Polyodon spathula (Mississippi paddlefish)
Lineage: Eukaryota; Metazoa; Chordata; Actinopteri; Acipenseriformes; Polyodontidae
Product: T-complex protein 1 subunit theta-like
Exons: 5
Coding region: 1-618 (205 amino acids)
Biological process (GO): protein folding
Cellular component (GO): chaperonin-containing T-complex
Molecular function (GO): ATP-dependent protein folding chaperone; ATP binding
Source: RefSeq, a predicted model, not a curated record